Molecule: messenger RNA, 1335 nt
Organism: Suillus bovinus
Lineage: Eukaryota; Fungi; Basidiomycota; Agaricomycetes; Boletales; Suillaceae
Exons: 4
Coding region: 74-994 (306 amino acids)
Biological process (GO): regulation of transcription by RNA polymerase II
Molecular function (GO): RNA polymerase II cis-regulatory region sequence-specific DNA binding; DNA-binding transcription factor activity
Source: RefSeq, a predicted model, not a curated record
AAAAAGUGUUGAGACGCAAUCGAGCCUCCUCCCACUCUUUUGCCUUCCCCGCUAGCCGAGUGGCUCGUCCCUUAUGCUCAGACCAUCGCAUACGAUUGCUUCACAUUUUUUUGCCUCUAAAGGCAGAAACACGCGAUGCAGAAAAAACAAUCGCACUCGAAGUCCACAUCACACCCGGUGGUUCAAAAGAAGGGAAAAAAAUGGGUGGAGUUAUCACGACACGCACACCAUUGAUUCAUUCCAGCAAUCUAAAUCUACCUCGCAGAUCAUUCACAGCCGUUACUCUUAUCUCAGAAACUAUCACAAAAUGCCUGCUGCCAGACGUAACACGCUGACUGCCCAAUGCUCUGUCUGCCAAAGGGUCAUUAGCCGCAAGGCCGAUCUUCCUAGACAUAUGCGUACGCACGCUGAGAACAAGGAUGAACUUAUGCACGCGUGUCUAUACGAUGGCUGCGAUUACAAGACCCUACAAUGGUCUAACCUCCAGACCCACAUCAGGACCCACACUGGUGAACGCUGGAAGAAGUGUCCUGAAUGUCCGUUUUCCACAACUGACCCAGGCAGCCUGACGCGACACCGCAAGUCAGAACAUGGCUACAAGCCCAAGGCACGUCGCGCUCGCGACGACGGAAAAGCUACUCGCAGAGGCGCCGCUGCGCCUUAUCCCUCCAUUCGAUUUGUGGAGCCAGAGGUCUCAUGCCCUGGGGUGCGCUCUCGCCUCCCGAGUCCAAAAACUCCCAAUACUCAGGGGAGUUCACGGCAAUCACCUUCGACCAACUCAUCCCCCAUCUCUCUGCGACCAUCAUCUCCAUAUGUGGUCAGCCCUCUCAGCUCUCCGUGCCCACCCCGGACUCCUUCCAACCUUCGUCCAUCCCCGCCGAUCUCUCCGCUGUCUCCAUCAAACCGCAGCUACUCUCUGCCGCCACGCACACGAAGCACGUUCACAAUGCCGGAUUUCAGUUUCAGUCCUAGCCCAUCUCCAGAACCGAUGUGAACAAUGGAUUACCGGUGGAAUUGGAGGUAAAUAGGGUUUGGGAUUUUUUGAAGGCCGCUGUGAGUACCCUGAACAUGCACUGUAUUCGAUGGCAAAGCCCUCGUCUAUAAUCGAAUACAACGUAUACUGAAAUCUUCGUUCUGAUCUUUCAGCAUUACAAUUACAGGUGGGACUGGAAAUUAUCAUUAUUUAUAUCACACUUGCAUCUUUUGUAUGUACUAUCUACCCCACCUAUCACGACCUUUAAAUUACAGGAUGUACCAGCGAAUCUCAUUACUAUGAAUUGAUUAGAAUCUUUUCUUUUGAAUAUGAACGCGAUUGAUCACGUGGAUCUAAAAUCA